AUGGGUGACGACCUGGGCUUAAUCACCCGCCGCAUUGAAGCCGCUUCGACAGGCAAGAUAUUAGACCGAGGGGGCCAGGACGAGGCCGUUCGAUUUCGUAACCCUACGGACUUGCCUGAGAUUAUGGAGGCAUGCGAGAUUUUGAUCGAACAUCUGAAGAGCAUUCGCGGAUCAAUAUGGCUGGCGGCAACCAGGCUGCGGGUCUGGAUGACGCCGUCGUGGAAGCGAGCCUGGGCCAUCAAGGAGGAAGCUAUCCUGACGCUUGUUGAGAGCUCUCAGAGUAGGAGAAUGUCGUCGAGCCACCGCGAGAUGGUCGACGAGACCUUCACAUACAUUGCCGGUGGGCAUGAGACGACACAGAAAACCACGAAAUGGAGCAUGAAGUACCUCACAGCGAACCAGGGCAAGCAGAGCAAGCUGCGCGAUACGCUGCUAAAGCUCUUCCCGGACCCGUACCUCGACGCGAGCACGCGCCGCACGACGCAGGACGUCGUCGUGCUCGGUCACCGCAUCCCCGCCGGCGUCGACGUCUUCAGCGCCCCCAGCAUCCAGAGCUACGAGGACAUGGACGACUUCGUCAUCGACCCCGCGCUCCAGUCGCCGACCUCGAAGCAGCGCGAGACGGGUCCCUGGCGCCGUGGUACCAAGGGUCUCUACCAGCCCGAGCACUGGAUCGACACCCAAGGCAAUUAUAAUGGCUACGCAGGCCCCAUGAUACCCUUUGGAGCUGGUCCGCGGGGCUGCUUUGGGCAGAGAUUGGCGCGCAUGGAGCUGCGCAUCAUGAUAGUCAUGCUGGUCCUCAGCUUCGAAUUCAAACUGAUCUCGGACGCCUACGCAAGCUUCAGGGCAGCGGAGAUUGUCAAUCGGGGGCCGCAAAUCACGUACAUCAGACCCGUCCUUCGUGUGUGA
Messenger RNA from Durotheca rogersii, 909 nucleotides. Its product is annotated as cytochrome P450. Lineage: Eukaryota; Fungi; Ascomycota; Sordariomycetes; Xylariales; Xylariaceae. Bases 1 to 909 code for a protein of 302 amino acids. Gene Ontology annotation, molecular function: heme binding; monooxygenase activity; iron ion binding. The transcript is spliced from 6 exons. The record is from RefSeq and is a predicted model, not a curated record.